GUUUUGGCAGCAGCCCCUCGGGGCAAGGGGAAGCUGAUAUCAUAAUUAUUGGCUCACCCGGCAGCUGCCUCCCCUCACCUGAUGUCAGCACAGAACCAGGACGGCCGAGGUGACGGACUGACAGACGGACGGAGCUCCUGGCCCCCCAGACCCGGGCCCCCACGCCGACCUGCUUCACUGAGCAGGCCAGGACUGGGUGAUGGUGUCGCUACUCCCACCGCAGUCUGACGUCACGCUGCCGGGCCCCGCCAGACUGGAGGGUGAGCGCCAAGGGGACCUCAUGCAGGCGCCGGGCCUCCCAGGCUCUCCUGCCCCGCAGAGCAAGCACGCCGGCUUCAGUUGCUCUUCGUUUGUGCCCGACGGCCCUCCGGAGAGGACACCCUCACUGCCCCCACACAGCCCCAGCAUUGCGUCGCCAGGCCCUGAGCAAGUCCAAGGUCACUGCCAAGCUGGCCCCGGGCCGGGCCCCUUCCGGCUGUCACCCUCAGACAAGUAUCCUGGCUUUGGCUUUGAGGAGGGCUCAGCGAGCAGCCCCGGGCGCUUCCUCAAGGGCAGCCAUGUGCCCUUCCACCCGUACAAGCGGCAUUUCCACGAGGACGUCUUCCCCGAGGCCCAGACCGCCCUGGCCCUCGAUGGACACUCCUUUAAGACCCCGGGGGUGCUGGAGGCCUUCGAGGAGAUCCCCGUGGACGUGGGCGAGGCCGAGGCCUUCCUGCCGGGUUUCUCGGCAGAGGCCUGGUGCAACGGGCUCCCCUACCCCAGCCAGGAGCACAGCCCCCAAGUCCUGGGGUCAGAGGUCAAGAUCAAGCCCCCAGCUCUGGAGAGUGGCCCCGGGAUGUACUGCUACCAGCCCCCCUUGCAGCACAUGUACUGCCCUUCCCAGCCCCCCUUCCACCAGUACUCGCCGGGUGGCGGCAGCUACCCUGUGCCCUACCUGGGCACCUCACACUAUCCGUACCAGCGGAUCGCACCCCAGGCCAGCACCGAUGGGCACCAGCCUCUCUUCCCCAAACCCAUCUACUCCUACAGCAUCCUCAUCUUCAUGGCCCUUAAGAACAGUAAGACCGGGAGCCUUCCUGUCAGCGAGAUCUAUAAUUUUAUGACGGAGCACUUCCCUUACUUCAAGACGGCACCCGAUGGCUGGAAGAAUUCUGUCCGCCACAACCUGUCCCUCAACAAGUGCUUCGAGAAGGUAGAGAACAAAUCGGGAAGUUCCUCUCGCAAGGGCUGCCUGUGGGCCCUCAACCCGGCCAAGAUCGACAAGAUGCAGGAGGAGCUGCAGAAGUGGAAGAGGAAAGAUCCCAUUGCCGUGCGCAAAAGCAUGGCCAAGCCAGAAGAGCUGGACAGCCUCAUUGGAGACAAGAGGGAGAAGCUGGGCUCCCCGCUGCUGGGCUGUCCGCCCCCCGGGCUGGCAGGCUCAGGCUCCAUCCGACCCCUGGCACCCCCAGCUGGGCUCUCCCAGCCACUGCACUCCCUCCAUCCAGCUCCGGGCCCCAUCCCUGGCAAGAACCCCCUGCAGGACCUACUUGGGGGGCACGCACCGUCCUGCUAUGGGCAGACAUACCCGCACCUCUCACCGGGCCUGGCCCCUCCUGGACCCCCGCAGCCACUGUUCCCGCAGUCAGACGGGCACCUGGAGCUGCGGGCCCAGCCAGGCACCCCCCAGGACUCGCCUCUGCCUGCCCACACCCCACCCAGCCACAGCGCUAAGCUGCUGGCCGAGCCUUCCCCAGCCAGGACCGUGCACGACACCCUCCUGCCAGAUGGAGACCUCGGGACCGACCUGGAUGCCAUCAACCCCUCUCUCACCGACUUUGACUUCCAGGGAAACCUGUGGGAACAACUGAAGGAUGACAGCUUGGCCCUCGACCCCCUGGUACUGGUGACCUCGUCUCCGACAUCAUCGUCAAUGCCACCACCCCCACCCCCACCCCACUGCUUUCCCCCCGGGCCCUGUCUGGCAGAGACAGGCAGUGGGGCAGGUGACUUGGCACCCCCAGGCAGUGGGGGCUCCGGGGCACUGGGUGACUUGCACCUCACCACCCUCUACUCGGCCUUCAUGGAGCUGGAGCCCACGCCCCCCACGGCCCCCGCUGGCCCCUCCAUGUACCUCAGCCCUAGCUCCAAGCCCAUGGCCCUGGCAUGA
Molecule: messenger RNA, 2146 nt
Organism: Lemur catta (Ring-tailed lemur)
Lineage: Eukaryota; Metazoa; Chordata; Mammalia; Primates; Lemuridae
Gene: FOXN1
Product: forkhead box N1
Exons: 9
Coding region: 200-2146 (648 amino acids)
Biological process (GO): regulation of transcription by RNA polymerase II
Molecular function (GO): DNA-binding transcription factor activity, RNA polymerase II-specific; transcription cis-regulatory region binding
Source: RefSeq, a predicted model, not a curated record